AUGAGCAGUCGGGGCGAAUUCUGGCGGGGCGUGGUCAGGCGUGUCAACUUCCUCAAUGACGACGAAAGGCAUAAAAUCAUCAAGCUCGCGGAAACCAAGAUUGCCACACCAAAGAACAAGUAUACAGACUACGUCGCUCGAGACGUCCCUCGAACGUUUGUCCUCUUCGAGCUGCCGUACGAUGCACAGACUAUGCAACCAGCGCUCCACCGAGUGUUGAACGCAAUCUCGGAAGCCGAAGACGGGUACUGCCAAGGCAUGAACUUCAUUGCCGCGGUAUUUCUCGUGCAAGGUUUUUCGGAAGAGCACGCCUACAUUGUGUUUCUCUACCUGCUGAAGCACAAACAUCUUAGCCAGUUCUUCAAGGACUCGUCCAUCUUCCUCAACGAAUACCUCGCACAGUUUCAAUACCAAUUGAGCCUCUACCUCCCAGAACUCGCAAACCGACUGGAGGCGUGCGGCUUCAGCGUGUACCUCUACGGCGUCGAAUGGUUUACCACAAUCUUUUCGUGCUCGUCCAAAUUGGACCUAACCCGAGCUGUCUUGGAUAUGAUGCUAAUCGGCGUCGAAGAUGUCAUGUUUCGUGUGGGGCUGGCCGUGCUGAAGAACGUGGAGGCGCAGUUGAUGGGCCUCCAGUUUGAGGACCUACUGCAUCAUUUCAAGGCGAUCGUGAAGCAAGCAGAUACGUACCAAGUGGUGGUGGAUGCCCUGAUAAUUCCACCUCAUGUCGAUGCUCCGGGCGGCGUCUUGGCGCAAACGGCACGGCGGUCGUCGAAGCCGUUCGCCGCAUGGCCGUAUCUUCGCCAUCGAACCCUUGGUCCCAUGCUUGCACAAGCAUGUGAGCGCGGAACAUUGAACGAGGCAGUGUGGGAGAGGUGGAAAGCAGAAAACGGUGACGACGUCGAGGCGCACCAAGUCAUUGCCGACGAGAUUGUCCACUAUGCUGUGUGGCAUGGCCACGUCAACGUCGCAGCUUUUGCCAUUCAUAAUUGCAUGGCCGACCCGAACGCAUGCGACGACUUUGACCUGCGACCGCUGCAUUUUGCCAUUGUACGGAAUCAACCAGACCUGGCUCGGCUGUUGCUUGCCGAAGGCGCUGACGUUCAUGCAUGCGGCGGCAACUCGAUUGCGCUUCCUCGAUCAUUGCAGAUGAAGACACCGUUGGAACUCGCUACAACUUGGAUCUACUCGGACAUUGAAGCCGUCGCCAUGGUUUUGUAUGGAAAAAUAUGCCUCCAUUGCAACGACAAGUUUCCUAUGGUCCCCCUUUUCACCACGAAGCAAUGCCUCGACUGCGAAUAUUUCUACUGUCGUCAACACUGCUUUGAACAUCACCGGUGCUCGAAAUCAUCGGAGAAAGGCGUCAUGCGGCUCGACAGCGUCCAGCUCGUGUACGAUGAGCACGAAGUUGUAGAGGAAAGAGUGUUCGUUCGACCGUGUAGCAGCAAAUGGUACUGCACCCACCGCGACUGCCACGGAGUCUUCAACUUGUUUCGCAAGCGGUACAAGUGUGGAAUAUGCAAUUACUCUGUGUGCUCCCUCCACGUCAAGUCUCUGAAGUAG
Messenger RNA from Aphanomyces invadans, 1563 nucleotides. RefSeq lists its product as hypothetical. The coding region runs from base 1 to 1563 and encodes 520 amino acids. Gene Ontology annotation, molecular function: protein binding. The transcript is spliced from 9 exons. NCBI's taxonomy places the organism in Eukaryota, Oomycota, Saprolegniomycetes, Saprolegniales, Verrucalvaceae. The record is from RefSeq and is a predicted model, not a curated record.